UCUAGUCCGAAGAAAAAUAAAAAGAAUAAAAUAAAUUAGAAUUAUUUUGUGUAAACUAAGGCGAGAGAAUGUGUAGAUACCAGUGACGCCAAAUUACGGUGGUGGUGUCAAUAGAGAUAUACGUAUACGGUAGUCAGUCAGUAGAGGUGAAGCAAGAAAGACUUCGAGAUUUACUCGUAUCAAAGUGGUGUCCAACGAACAACAAGGUGUUAGAAAUUCUAAUCUAGCAUUAAAACACCAUCAACUAAUCAGGUAAGGUGAUAUCCGAGAUCAUGGAUAAGAAGCAAGUGGUCAUCGUCGGAGCCGGAAUCAGCGGCCUGCUCGCCUGCAAAUACUGUCUCUCCAAAGGAUUGAACCCGACUGUGUUCGAUUUAGAAUCCGGCAUUGGUGGUGUAUGGGCUAAAACCAUCAAAACCACAAGGCUCCAAGCACCUAAAGAUUUGUACCAGUUUUCUGACUUCCCAUGGCCGGAUUCCGUUGUCGACGUUUUCCCUACCCACCAACAGAUGCUAGAAUACUUCCACUCAUACGCCACACGCUUUGAUCUCAUGCCCCACAUCAAACUCCAAUCGCGUGUGAACAGCAUCAGCUACGACGGACCAUCAUCGCAGGCAUGGUCUCUCUGGAAUGGCAUCGGCGAAAUGUCUUCAACUAAAGGCAAGUGGAAUGUCAGUGUCACGGACACUAGAACUGCCACCACCCGGGUCUACAUUGCCGACUUUGUUAUUCUUUGUUUGGGACGGUUCAAAGAUGUACCAAACAUGCCUAAAUUCCCUGUCGGAAAAGGCCCAGAAAUAUUCCGAGGGGAAGCCAUACACUCCAUGGAAUACGCAGCCAUGGAUGACGACAAAGCUGAAGCGUUCGUGAAAGGGAAGAAGGUUGUCAUCGUGGGGUUCGGGAAAACAGGACUCGACAUUGCAAGGGAGUGCGCAUCCAUCAACGGUCCGGAACAUCCAUGCACGAUAGUUUACCGGCGUGAUCAUUGGAAAUUACCGGACUGGGCUCCAUGGGGCAUCCCAUUGACGUAUUUAUACUUCAAUCGCUUCUCAGAGCUUUUAGUUCAUAAACCAGGAGAGGGUUUUGUGCUUAAUCUGCUGGCUACAUUACUUUCACCUCUACGUUGGGGAGUCUCAAAGUUUGUGGAAAGCUACAUAAAAAGCAAGCUUCCUCUCGCCAAGUUUGACAUGGUGCCACAACAUAGCUUCGAAAAAGACACCCGCUCGUGUUUGAUUCUAUACAUGCCAGAACCCGACAACUUCUUUGAUGCAGUUGAAGAAAAAAGCAUCCAGUUGAAGAAAUCCCAAAGUUUUAGCUUCUAUGAAAAGGGGAUUUUUAUCGACGAGGACAACACACAAAUAGAAGCAGAAAUCGUUAUUUUUGCUACAGGAUUCAGAGGUGUCGAAAAGCUCAAAGAUAUAUUUGAAUCAUCAACAUUUGGUGACUUCAUCUCAGGAUCACCGCGAGUCCCCCUUUACAGGGAAUGCAUUCAUCCACAAAUACCACAAUUAGCAGUAAUUGGAUUCUCUGAAAGUCUUUCCAAUAUGUAUAUUUCGGAAAUGAGGGCCAAAUGGGUGGUAUCACUACUUGAAGGCGCGUUUAAGCUACCGAGUGUUAACGAGAUGGAGAAAGAUGUUGCAAGAUGGGAUGAAUACAUGAAACAAUCAAUUGAGGAAUAUCAUUAUCGGUCGUCGGUUGGUGCUUUAGAAAUUUGGUAUAAUGAUCAAUUGUGCAAAGACAUGGGAAUGAGCCGACUCAGAAAAAAGGGACCCUUCGCUAACCUUUUUGAACCGCAUGGCCCCUUGGACUAUGUAAGCCCCUAAAUCAUCAACCCAUUUUCUAUAACUACUAUCUAAUCUAUCAAAAUCCAAAUAAGUUUUUCAAACAUCAGUAUGGAUUUUGGUAAAAUUAAGUGAUUCUAGAUCCCGUUCUCGUUUAGUAUUUAUGUUGAUGUUUUGAAUUGUCUUAUUAUGUAAUAUGUAAUGUAAUUUACCUUUACUUAUCACAAUAAAGCUUUACCAGUAGUAAAU
This is a messenger RNA of Helianthus annuus (common sunflower), 2027 nucleotides long. Its product is annotated as probable flavin-containing monooxygenase 1. The transcript is spliced from 6 exons. Gene Ontology annotation, molecular function: N,N-dimethylaniline monooxygenase activity; NADP binding; flavin adenine dinucleotide binding. The record is from RefSeq and is a predicted model, not a curated record. Bases 273 to 1820 code for a protein of 515 amino acids. NCBI's taxonomy places the organism in Eukaryota, Viridiplantae, Streptophyta, Magnoliopsida, Asterales, Asteraceae.